This is a messenger RNA of Plasmodium inui San Antonio 1, 354 nucleotides long. RefSeq lists its product as hypothetical. Lineage: Eukaryota; Apicomplexa; Aconoidasida; Haemosporida; Plasmodiidae. The record is from RefSeq and is a predicted model, not a curated record. The coding region runs from base 1 to 354 and encodes 117 amino acids. The transcript has 4 exons.
AUGCCAAAGUUUAACUUCUUCCCAAAGGUCAAUUUUUUAGCCUACAUAAAAAGAAUUAAGUUAAAGUACAACCCCUGCGCCGCGUACAAUGACAACUGCCGUAGCUUAAUUUAUCAUAUUGAAACGCAGCAGAAAAAAGACAAGUUCCCGGAUCUGGAAUACAAGUUGGAGUUAAUUGAUUAUAAUGAAGAACCUUUGAUAGAAAUUGAAAUGCAAAAUAGCAAAGUUUUCAAGUUUAACCCGGAGAAUUACGACUUGGCAGAAAUUCAGCGAGUGAUUGACGAAGAUCAGCAGCAGUUGCACAAGAACUUUAUGAAGGUAAACUUGUUGGAGAAUAAUGAGAAUUCCUUUUGA